AUGAAGCUUAGGUUGUUUGUCUUGGCUCUUUUGGUUUCCUCCACCGAGGCCUUUGUCCCACAAAAGGUGGCUUUCACACGCCACUUGUCUUUGGAUGCUUCCAAAUUGGAACGUCUGCCAGAAAGUUCUGUCAAGGUGACGCUCUCAAUCCCUGGAUCAUCCACAAAGGCUGCCUUUGACAAGGUCUGCAACGAAUUGUCGAAGACCAUCACUCUUCCAGGAUUCCGCAAGGGAUCCAAGAUUCCACCUGCCGUUUUGGAGAAUGCCAUGGCUGGAAAGGGUGGAAGAUACGCUCUUCGAACACAAGCCAUCCAAGAGCUUUUGGGAGAAUUGAUCGAGCCUGCCUUGAAGGAGGACCACGGCUUGGAGCCCAUCGGACAGCCAACUUUGGAACAAGACUCGGAAGAAGUCGCUAAAAACUUCAAGCCUGGUGAAGAUUUGGAAUUGGAUGUUCUAUGUGAUGUUUGGCCCGAUAUUGAAUGGAAAGAAAUUGAGGGACAAGAAAAGCCAUACUUCGGACUGAAAGGAAAGUACACCCGUAAGCCUUUCAAUGACGAGAAGUUCAACAAGGCAAUCAAUGAUCUUUUGGAGCGAUAUGCCGAACUUGCACCUAUCACAGAUAAGGACCACGAAAUGCAAAUGGGAGAUGCUUGUAUUGUCAACAUGGAAGGUUGGAUGGCCAACGAGGCUGGAGAAAAGGGUGAAAAGUUGCCCGAUGCUGCCAGUGGAGACAACGUUGAGGUCAUCCUUGGAACUGGUCGGUACAUGACUGGUUUGGUGGAAGGUCUUGUUGGAGCCAAGGUCGGAGAGACCAAGGAGAUCAAGGUUACAUUCCCUGAGGCCUUGAAAGACAAGACCUUAGCAGGAAAGGCUGCCAUCUUUGAUGUUACCGUUGCGGAGGCCAAGACACGCACGCUUCCCGAACUUACUGACGAAUUCGCCGAGAAGGUCCGCGCUGGUUUGACUGUUGAAAGCUUGAAGGAAGAAUUGAGAAAGGCUGUCGACAGUGAGGAUUCCAAGGAAUUCCGUCCCGCCAGAAACGCUGCCAUUGCCAAGGCCUUGGCCGAAGUUAUGGACGUGGAGGUUCCUGAUACUCUUGUCACCAAGCAAGCUCGUGAAAAGUUUGCCAUGAUGAUGACUGACAUGCGAAAUAGCGGUGUUCCAGAUGAAGAGAUCAAGAAUCAAAUCAAACCAGAGAACUUUUUGAAGUACAAGAAGAUUGUCAAGGAUGAUAUUGUCCGCGACUUUAAGGUCUCCAUGGCCACUGAUGAGAUUGGUAGAAUGGAAGGAGUUGAGGUUCCCGAUUACCAAGUAGAGGAACAAAUGGAAUCCAUCCGACAAGAAGCUGCCGAGUCCAAGGAAGACUUCGACGAAACUCAAAUUCGAAGCCGCGUCGAAGCUACCCUUCAACGGGAGGCUGUCAUGGACUUGUUGGCCGAGAACUCCAACUUUGAGGUUGAAUUUGCUGGUGAAGAAGAAUUCGAUGCAGAAUUGAUGGAAAAAUUGGCCGCAGAGUCAUUAGCACGAGAACAAGAGGCAGCUGGUGAAUCAGCAGCCAUAGAUGUGGCCUAG
Cylindrotheca closterium is the source of this 1572-nucleotide messenger RNA. The record is from the annotation of a GenBank genome assembly. NCBI's taxonomy places the organism in Eukaryota, Bacillariophyta, Bacillariophyceae, Bacillariales, Bacillariaceae.